AUGUCAGCAGAAAAUUCCUCAUCAAAAGCCUCACUCUUCUUGGAUUCUCCUAGGAAGUGGAAUCUAUGGUACAACAUGAUACUAGGUCUUGCCACUGAGCUCCAAGUACUGGAUCUUAUUAGUGAGGAAAGUCCCAAUAGGAUGAGUGAAAUACCUGAACCUGUUUCCCCAGAGUUCCCUAUUGAGUACACCAUGGAAGCAAGGGUUAAAUGGGAGAUGGAGAACAGCAGAUACAACAAUGAUAGGAAUAUCUACAAGGAAAAGCUUGCAGGUGUUAGCAAGAUCAGACAAGAGAUCUUCAGAACAGUGGCAUUUAGUGAGCUAGAAAUAGCAACUAAUGGAAAUAGUCACAUUGAUAUGAAGGAUCUUCUAAUUGCUCUUAAGAAGAGGUUAUCACCUAGAACAGCGGACCGCCAGUAUGAGGUACGGAAGAAGAAUCAGAACUUGCAAAAGGUGCCCAAACAGAAUCUAGAUCAGUGGUUAGAUGCCUGGACUCUGAUUGAAGCAGAAAUCAAGCACUCUGGUAUAGAUGGCAACUUUGAUAUAUGGGAGGACUUCUUCCAUAUCAACAUGACUAUCGACAAUCCGUACGCCGCCAUUCGAAAGAGGGAAGUUGAGAUAGGAGGUAAGGAGAACUUCUCCUUCGCAGAUGUGGUUAACGACUUCCGUUCCGAAUAUCGCAAGAAGGGAUACAGCAAGCCAGGACUGCUUGUGUCCAACCUUGCUACCUUUAAUGGCAGGCAAGCAAGACAAUCAAGAUCCAGAACCUGCGUUUGUGGUUCUAAGCAUUCCUGGGUCAAAUGUUAUUAUCUCAACCCAAGUCAGAGACCUGAAGGAUGGAAGGAGAACGAGCAACGACGUAAGAAGGUGGAUGAGGCACUCAAGAACGAAGAUAUCAAGAAGAAGAUAGAUGCAGCGAUAACCAAGGUGGCUGCUUCUAACACUGAGAUGAUAGAACCGACACUGGGAGGAAUGGUUCUUCUAAAGACAAGCAGAGAACCUACUGAUCAUUCUAUCGAUCAUCCUACUGAUCAAUCUUCAAUCACUUCUGAUAUCAUGCCUGUCGAUCGAUCGACAAGAUGCCUAAACGUGAACGUCGAGAGCUCUCCUUCAAAUCAACGCCCCUAUCUUCGAGAUUCCUGGAUAUUCGAUACCGGUGCUGAGCGACAUAUCUGCAAUAAUAGAUCUAGAUUCCUAACGUACGAACCAUCAGAAGAGCAGAUUUAUACAGGAGAUUCGACAACAAGGGUUGUGGGAUAUGGAACUGUUUGGACCUACAUGACCAACAAUCUCGGCAAGCAGUUCAGAGUGAUCCUUAGAAAUGCUGCGUACAUUCCAUUCUCUCACACCAACCUGAUCGCUUGGAAACCCUGCUAUCAUAUAGGGGGGAUCUACCUCGAUGGCAAAACAUUCAGAUUGCGAAGGAUUAGCGAUAAUUCAAUCUUUGCUCGCAUAGAAGUAUACGGCGGAUUGCUGGUUACUGAAUAUCACAGAACUAGUGAGAACACCUUAGUGCUCACUAAUAUUGCCCCAUCUGGCAAACCAGCAGAACCUGCGAGAAUAUCCCAAUCAGAACCUACUAAGAUAUCAAAAUCAUCAACUACCUCUUCAUACACCUCAAAAAGCUCUACUGCUUCCUCCAAGAUUUGGCAUCAACGCUUAGGACAUCCCUCGAUGAGAGCAGUUGAACAUCUGCCAAUCGAUGCCAAAGGGGUUCAGAUAUCAGAUAUCAAAGAUAUCGCAAAGAACAUUGAUAUUGAAGACAAAGAACUCUGCGAACCUUGCCAUCUUGCCAAAGCAAAGAAUCAAAUAUCUCGCCGUCCCCAUAUACGAUCUAAACUACCCUUCGAACGACUCCAUGCAGAUAUUGUACAAGGACCUUCCUACUGCUACAACGGAGAACGAUGGCUCAUACAUUUUGUUUUAAGGUGGAUUAAACGCCAAUUUGAUUGUGAAACAAAGGUCAUACGAAUCGACAAUGAGAGAGCUAUCAAAGAAUCCGAUAUCUUUAAGGACUGGGUAAUCGAGCUGGGCCUAGAGAUCGAAUACUCCUCGGAAUAUAUCCAUGAGCAGAACGGUGCUGCUGAACGGGCAGCAUACGCUAAGAUCCCCAAUGAGAUCCUCAAUCGAAAUCGAUCACAGAAGCUCGAUCACAGAGCUCAUAUUGGAUAUCUUGUGGGAUAUGAUUCUACAAACAUCUUUAGGAUUUGGAUUCCUCACCUAGAUAGGGUGAUAAGGACAAGGGAUGUUAUAUUCAAUGAAAAUAGACGAUAUAACCCAGAUGAACCUCACAUCGAAAAACAGCUGCGAGAUUGGGUUGUUCAAGAGGUCGAGUUCUUGGAUAUUGAAGUACAAGAACCAAGGGUUGGCACUCCUCAACAAGAGAAUAAUCUAUGCUCAGAUAUCGAUAUCUUUCGUCCUGAUGAGAUCCCCCCGCGUACGGAGAACGUUGAUAAAGAUAACGAAGAUAUCAACGAGGCGCUGGAGGCGCAACUUAUGGCAGAUAUCCUACCUACGCCGGAUCCUACCCCUGAACCUGAUUCUAACACUGCUAUCGAACCUGACCUUCCUAUUGAUACUCAUCCGAUAUUAUCACACAAUCGAGCGCCUAGGGCGAAUGAGAUCAGUUCUGACUUCAACGAAUCCAAUAUAAUCGAGGCAGUAUCUCUUGCCAAAGAGAAUCAAAAUCGGAUGAUCAACGCUGCCUUUGCGGAACCCCUAUCUAGAUCAGAACCUUUCAAAAUUCAUCGAUCUCAGUUACCUGAUCCACCUCAACAUUGGAAUGAUGUCAACAAGCACCCCUAUCGCGAUGAAUGGAUUAAUGCUGCCAAAUGGGAAUGGGACUCUAUAACCCAGCAAAAUACCUAUGAAAUUGUUAAUAGACCUUCGAAAGAUACUCCAGUGAUUCCACUACGAUGGGUAUUCAUCUAUAAAUUUGAUGAUGAUGGUUAUCUCACCAAGUUCAAAGCUCGUAUCUGUGUCCGAGGUGAUUUACAACCAGUAUCUGAUCUAGAUACCAAAGCUCACACCCUAGCUGCAAGAACCUUUCGUAUCUUGCUUGCUAUUAUCAACGCCUUUGACCUUGAUGCUGAGCAAUUGGAUGGUGUCAAUGCCUUUGUGAACAGCUCACUUGAUGAGCUAGUUUACGUCGAAUUACCGGAUGGUUGGUGGAAGUUGAAGGGGGUAUGGAACCUCAAAAAGAACACCUAUGUUCUACGCCUACGACGUGCCUUAUAUGGCCUAAGAAGAUCACCCCUUCUAUGGCUUAAAGAACUAUCUAAUACUCUUAAGCGGUUAGGCUUCGUUCCAAUCCCUGAGGAUAAAUGCCUAUUCACCAACGGACGGAUAAUUAUAUUCUUCUACGUUGAUGAUACUGUUGUGGUAUCUCACCCUGAUGACAGAGAGGAAAAGGACCAGUUAAUCAAAGAUCUUAAAAAUACAUAUGAAUUCCGACAGAUGGGAAACCUUGAAUGGUUCCUUAAUAUGAGAAUUACUAGGGACCGGAGCUCUAAGAAGUUAUGGCUCUGUCAAGAUGCUUAUAUUGAUAAGUUGGUUGAUACUUAUCAUCUUGCUCAUGCUCGCAAAGCAUCAACACCCCUAUCUAGCAUCCCGCUAGCACCUUAUCAAGGAACCGCAUCGCCAGAGGAUACCCACUACUAUCAACGCCGAAUCGGAUCCUGUAUCUACGCCGCAGUGAUGACUAGGCCAGAUAUCGCAUAUGCAGUUGGCAAGCUCGCAACCUAUAUGACCAAUCCUUCUGAGCGCCAUUCUGCAGAGAUCGCGUUAUCGCCUAUCUGCGAGAUUCGAAGAAUCUAG
Molecule: messenger RNA, 3816 nt
Organism: Histoplasma mississippiense
Lineage: Eukaryota; Fungi; Ascomycota; Eurotiomycetes; Onygenales; Ajellomycetaceae
Exons: 4
Coding region: 1-3816 (1271 amino acids)
Molecular function (GO): nucleic acid binding
Source: RefSeq, a predicted model, not a curated record